CUACGUCAACGACAAUAAAGUUAAAUUUUAUGGCACCGCCUCAGCAAAUGUCCGCACCGAUUGAUCCUUUAAGUCACGUGGGAGAUGGAAUUUUCUUGCAGACAAAAACCGCACAAGGCCUAGCUGGUAUAUUUGUUUGGGCAGCACUCUUCAUAACGUGUCAACAGAUUUAUCAACAUUUGCGGUGGUACACAAAUCCCCAAGAACAACGAUGGAUUGUGCGUAUCCUGUUCAUUGUCCCGAUAUAUGCAACGUAUUCGUGGAUAAGUCUCUUGUUUUUCAAUUCGGACAAUGUUUAUGUUUAUUUUUUCACCGUACGAGACUGUUAUGAAGCAUUUGUUAUUUACAAUUUCUUGUCGCUCUGUUACGAAUACCUUGGAGGAGAAGGCAAUAUAAUGUCAGAAAUUCGCGGAAAACCAAUUAAGACAUCUUGCCUCUAUGGGACAUGUUGUCUGAAGGGUAAAACCUACACAAUAGGAUUCUUGCGCUUCUGUAAGCAGGCUACGCUACAAUUCUGUUUGGUGAAACCGCUUGUUGCAUUUAUUAUUAUAUUCCUGCAAGUAUUCGGUCACUAUCACGAUGGUGAUUGGAGUGCUGACGGUGGCUACAUCUACAUCACAGUUAUAUACAACAUCUCUGUUUCACUAGCCUUGUAUGGACUUUACUUGUUUUACUUUGCAACGCGUGACCUGCUUACACCAUUCGAACCCGUUUUAAAAUUCUGUACGAUUAAAUCAGUCAUAUUUCUGUCAUUUUGGCAAGGUGUUGGCUUGGCUAUUUUGGAAAAGGCCAAAGUUAUAUCUCCGAUAGUCGACAGUGCGGGCACUGUUACCUCAGCUGGUACAGUAUCGGCUGGAUAUCAAAAUUUUUUCAUAUGUAUUGAGAUGUUAUUUGCCGCAAUAGCUCUGCGUUAUGCUUUCCCAUAUCAGGUAUAUGCACGCAGUUGUAUUGGGGAUGGUCACGGACGAUCAGUGACUAUGCAGUCAAUUUCCAGCAGUUUAAAAGAAACUAUGAAUCCUAAAGACAUUAUGACCGACGCUAUUCACAACUUCCACCCUCAAUAUCAACAGUACACGCAAUAUAGUUCUGAAGUGACUUCGUCGCAACGCUAUGAAAAACUUUGAAAUUAAAAUUUUGUAAUUAUGAUGAAUGAG
This is a messenger RNA of Musca vetustissima, 1154 nucleotides long. RefSeq names its product transmembrane protein 184B (gene Tmep). Gene Ontology annotation, molecular function: transporter activity. The record is from RefSeq and is a predicted model, not a curated record. NCBI's taxonomy places the organism in Eukaryota, Metazoa, Arthropoda, Insecta, Diptera, Muscidae. The transcript is spliced from 8 exons. Gene Ontology annotation, biological process: transport. The coding region runs from base 30 to 1124 and encodes 364 amino acids.